ACCGCGCGGCCGAGGGUAUAAGAAGCAGCGACCCGGACCAGCAGCUUAGUAGUACCUGAGUAAUCAGAGAGGAGGUGAGUACUUGCUGAGCUCACCUGGCCCACCACCAAGCUACCUGCCAUACCCACAAUACCUCUCACUACCUCGUAAAUUAUCACCACGCUUACCAACCUUUAUGUACGGGACAUUGCUGCCAGUGACCGAGUGUUAGAGACUCACAAGUAAGCGGUUGACUUGCAUCGCGAAAAACCUGCAUAAUGCUCAGCCAGCGAACGUGUGACUUGUUACUGAGGGUGUCGACGGUGGUCAUCCUAGCGGCGGAGAACGCCCACACCUCCAGAUUACCUCCGUCCAACCCCCUCCAGCCUCUCCUAGACCACACCCCGACCUACGACCAGCACUCAGCCUACAGGGUCUUCUAUCAAUCUGGGACGGAGAAAGAGCUGCCAGUGUGCUCGCCCUGGUCGGUGUGUAACAAGGUGGACACGUACGAUUCGCCGCGGGUAGAGCGUCAGUGUCGGUGCCCGGGAGGACGCACCUGCAGCGCCACCCUCAACCCCUCCGAUGGCCACACUAUCACCGACAAGACCAGGCAGUUCAAGUUGUGUGAACCCAUCAAGAAACUGCCCAAGUGUCGCUACUUUCGUGACGUGACGUGGACGUUCAUCACGUACCCGGACAACGUGACGCAGCAGAUCACGCACUGUGUCUGCCCCAAGAACUCCGUGGCAUACAUUAUCAAGCGGCAGGCCUACCAGACCGACCAGGGCAUCGGCUUCCAGUACAGUUUCGCCUGUUCACCUCAGAGUCGGCUUCGAUGUCAGCGGAAGGAGCCGUGCCGUCUCUUCACGGUAAAAAAGCGACCGCAGUUCGAGGAAGUGAACACGAACACAUUGUGCCAGUGUCCCCACGGCCACCGCUGCCCCCGCCACCACAUGGACCCCGGUGUCAUCCCCGGCAAAACUUACACCGAGGAUUCCAUACGUACUUAUAGCGGCUACUGCAUGUGAACUGUCAAUGAUGUUCGUUUGUCCGAUCAUAUACACCUCCAUGUGCAUCUUCCAGAGCUGCUGCAGCUGUAUCUGCCAUGUCUUUUGAGCGCCUAAGCUAUUGUAGGGGCUCAGCAUCGGCAUCUCGUAGACCUGGUGCAUAUAAGGGCGUUGAGUCAGCGUCCCGUCAUGCCGGCGCCUCAGCCAUCACUAGUAGUAGACCAGGGCGCCACUGUAGGCCCAGUAUCCGAACUGCUCCAGCGACUCAGCUGGUCCUGGUUUUAGCGGUGGAAUGUGUUGAAGAGAGCGAGGCGCGAGGGAGGCCUCCAUGUGAAGACACUAAAGUACCUCCUCCGCCUCCCGCUACUGUACCUGAUUAAGCGACGUUACACCGCCCUGUUGUGCCCUGCGAUCAUUGGUCGUCAUUUGUGAGUGUUGGUACACCUAAAAUUAUAAGCGUACUGUGGGGUGGUAAUGUACCUGCCACCUAGUUUUAAUUGUUCAGUUGACCGAGAGUCAACGCAAGUGGUCCUCAAACUAUGGUGUACGCAAGUGGCGGCCUGGACUGGGGUUUUUUGACUCCCAAAUUUGGUUUGUUACCUAAUUUGGGCGAGUUGCAGAGUCCUCUUUAUUUUAUAUUUUUGCAACGCUUAGCAGCUGUGCAUAAUUUUUAUUAUAAUGCCAUAUUUCCAGUACACAUUCAGUUAGGGACAGUCUCAGGGUUUUGUCGAGAAGACCAAAACCUCUUAUGGAAGGACUUUUGCGGGUUUGUGUCGAGCGGACCUACCCGGGUGUCUUGCAGGUCUAUGUCAGGGUCAUGUCGAGGUGACCAGGCCCGGGGAGACACAUGACCCCACCUGGCCUGAGUCACUCACAGUCAACACUCUUUUAUCAUUGACAAAGUUUAUUCUCAUAGUUUUGGUGAAAUAUUUAACAUUCACCCAAAUCCUCAGUACAAUUGAGCUUAUUAAUGACCUUAUUUUAAGAUGUAAACAAAACUUGCACUUGACUCAUUAGAAGGUGAUGAUUGCUGGGAGCGCCUCUACCUGACUACUGUAGGUCCUAUCUGUGACUAAGUCUAACUAUUAUGCUCGAUGAUAGUUAGACGGCUAUAUAUAUAUAUAACGUAUCAAUGUUUAUGUCUUGACGAUGAUGAAGAUAAAUAUAAUGCAUUUAUUUUUAGUUGACGUCGAUGUGCUAGUCAGAGUAUAUUGUAAAGCUGAAGUAAUUAUUGUAGUUCCUGUCUGCUGUGUCACUCUUACCGGAGUUAUUGUACGGGCCUGGUGUCCCUCCAGCUGUAUGACUUGACCCACACCGCAAUACCUGCACCGCACUCUCGCACACCACAAUACAACGCCAUAGCACCACGACACCAUAAAAGUAAUCUAUAGACUUUUUUUUUAAUCCAGACUUAUUUAUAACUUCUAGUCACCGCCUUUUUAAAAUCUUCAUUUCCCUGUCUAGUGUGGUUAAUGUGAGAAGGUGCUAAGGAGGAGGUGUAGGGCGGCGAACGCUCAAAUGGUGGAGGGAGACCAGAAGGGCCUACCAAUACACCCCGGGGCCCAAGCAUCACUGUGUGUGGACAUGUUGUAGCCUCCUGUUAAACAAAGUGACAAUAAAAAGCUUACUGGAUGUAUACGAAAAAA
This is a messenger RNA of Homarus americanus (American lobster), 2635 nucleotides long. RefSeq names its product protein giant-lens-like (gene aos). The transcript has 4 exons. The coding region runs from base 258 to 1010 and encodes 250 amino acids. NCBI's taxonomy places the organism in Eukaryota, Metazoa, Arthropoda, Malacostraca, Decapoda, Nephropidae. The record is from RefSeq and is a predicted model, not a curated record.